AUGGCUUUUAAGCUGUGGGAGCGCAUCUCCCAAGCGGACAAUGUAUUUCAGGCUUUGCGUCCGCUGACAUACAUCUCCCUGCUGGGCCUGGCUCCGUUUCGCCUCAAUCUGAAUCCGCGGAAGGAAGUGCAGACAUCCACAUACUCAUUCGUCGCCGGUAUCUUGCACUAUCUGUUCUUCGUGUUGUGUUUCGUGACAUCUGGCCUGGAGGGCGACUCCAUAAUUGGCUACUUCUUUCAGACGAAUAUUACGCGGCUGGGCGAUAAAACCCUGCGUCUGACUGGUAUCCUCGCCAUGUCCACCAUCUUUGGCUUCACGAUGUUCAAGCGGCAACGUUUGGUCAGCAUUAUACAGAACUACAUUGUGGUGGAUGAGAUAUUCGUACGGCUGGGCAUGAAGCUGGACUAUCGUAGGAUUCUGUUGUUUAGUUUCCUAAUUUCCCUGGGCAUGCUGCUGUUUAACGUCAUCUACUUGUGUGUGAGCUAUGGCCUGCUGGUGAGUGCCACUAUAUCGCCCUCGUUCGAGACCUUCACUACGUUCGCCCUGCCCCACAUAAACAUCAGCCUAAUGGUCUUCAAGUUUCUAUGCACCACGGACUUGGCCAAGAGUCGUUUUAGCAUGCUCAACGAAAUCCUGCAGGACAUUCUGGAUGCACACAUCGAGCAGUACAACGCCCUGGAGCUCUCGCCCAUGCAUUCGGUGGUGAAUCACAAGCGAUACUCGCAUCGUCUGCGAAAUUUUAUCAGUACUCCGAUGAAGCGGUACAGCGUGACUUCCAUAAUACGCCUGAAUCCGGAAUAUGCCAUCAAACAGGUGUCGAACAUCCACAAUCUGCUGUGCGACAUUUGCCACACCAUCGAGGAGUACUUCACCUAUCCGCUGCUCGGCAUUAUAGCCAUCUCCUUUCUGUUUAUACUCUUUGAUGACUUUUACAUCCUCGAAGCGGUCCUGAACCCCAAGCGACUGGAUGUCUUUGAGACGGAUGAGUUCUUUGCCUUCUUCCUCAUUCAAAUGAGUUGGUAUAUUGUCAUAAUCAUACUGAUUGUGGAGUCCAGUAGUCGAACUAUUCUGGAAAGCAACCAAAGUGCAGCCAUUGUUCACAAGAUCCUCAAUAUCACCGAUGAUCCAGAGCUGCGCGAUCGUCUGUUCCGGCUCUCAUUGCAGCUCUCCCACAGGAGAGUGCUCUUCACAGCCGCAGGACUUUUUCGCUUGGACCGCACGCUCAUAUUUACAAUAACUGGCGCCGCCACUUGCUAUCUCAUUAUACUCGUUCAAUUCCGCGCCACACAUCACAUGGAAGACGCAGUCGGCGCAAAUGCUUCUCACAUUCACUUUCUCCAUGAUUAG
This is a messenger RNA of Drosophila miranda, 1347 nucleotides long. It is a transcript of the gene Gr28a, whose product is annotated as putative gustatory receptor 28a. Bases 1 to 1347 code for a protein of 448 amino acids. The record is from RefSeq and is a predicted model, not a curated record. Lineage: Eukaryota; Metazoa; Arthropoda; Insecta; Diptera; Drosophilidae. Gene Ontology annotation, biological process: sensory perception of taste. The transcript has 3 exons. Gene Ontology annotation, cellular component: neuronal cell body; dendrite; membrane.